GCUCAUCGGGCUCACUCCCAAAUCCCUCACUUGCGUUGACCGAAACCCUAGACCGUCGUCUCACGGCGACGAGGAGGGCGACUCGAAGGGCAGGGCGACGGUGCAGGGUCCCGGACUGCGCAGGUCGGUCGGCGACGCCGCAGGUCUCGGUCGGAUCUGGGUCCGCGUGGAGCAGCAGUGUAGGGUAACUGAUUGGUGUUAUCAUAGACAUCUUAGACACCCUGGUUGUCAGAUUUCAUUUCAAUGGGGAGUUCAUGUUGUCGGGAGGGCAGAAGAGUUACUGUGGCGGCCGUGAGGCAAUGUCAUUAAUAGAUCGAGAUAAGGUAUCUCUCCCAGAAAUUGUAGGUCAUCUUCGGGAUCAUACAAAGGUUUUGGAUGGAACAUUGCUGCAUUGGUUGUUCCCAGGGAAAGAUCUUAAUGUUGGCUUGAGGGCACUGUUGGAUGACACAGAUUGCAAGUAUAUGUCUGAUUGUAUUUGUGAAGGAGGUGUUGCUGAGAUUUAUGCUGAGGAACCUAUUGUAGUAGAUGUGUCAGAGGAUGAUGAAGGCCGUGACUAUGAGCUUGAGAUGGAAGAGGAGGGUAAAAAUGAUUCUGAAGAGGAUAGUCCUGCAGGCGAUGGUGCUGAAGUAGCUGAACAAGUCCAAGAAGUUGGCAUAGAUGCAACCAAUGGGGCUGAGCAAGGCCAAGAAGUUGGCAUUGAUGUAGGAAAUGGGGAUGAACAGGCUGUGGCUGACAAGAGGAUAGUUGUUUGGAGAGAGGAUAGUGAUGUGGACCCAACCUUGCCAAUCUUAACUGAGCCAAAUGAUGGGAGUGAUUCUGACAAUGAAUAUUUUCCAGGAGAUGAUGAGCCAUCUGAUGAUGAGGAGGAGGCUGCCAACAUAGACAAGCAGUACAAAGAGUUGAAGAAGAAGAUAAAGGCAGGGAAAAUAGCUGAUUUGGAUGACAUUGGUUUUGAGGGGUUGCAUUGUUUCCCAAAUGUGCAAGCUGGUGGUGAUGAAGGUGGUAAUGAGACACCAUAUGAAGACAGUGAUUCAGAACAAUCCAUAGAUGAGCUUGGCAGUGAUGGAGAGGUUACUACAAAAAAGAGCAAAUAUCCUAGGUACAAGAAGAAGGCAGGAGUGCCAACAUUUGAAUUAGGAACGAAAUUUAGCUGCGAGAAGUUGUUCAGGAAAGCAGUUACUGCUUAUGCUCUGAGUGAGAGGAAGGUGAUCAACUUUAUAAAAAGUGAUCCAAAGAGGGUUAGAGCAAAGUGUGACUGGCCUAGCUGUCCUUGGGUCUGUCUACUGUCCAAGACAUCAAGGUCACACAGUUGGCAGCUAGUUACCCUGGACAAUUUGCAUGCUUGCCCCCCUAGAAGAGACAAUAAGUUGGUGACCUCAAGAAGGAUUGCAGAGAAGUAUGAGAAAUUUAUUGUGGCUAACCCUGGUUGGAACCUGUCUCACAUGAAGGCAAUAGUGCAGGAGGAGAUGUUUGCUGAUGCAUCUAUCUCCAAGCUGAAAAGAGCAAAAGCCUUGGUGAUGCACAAAGUAAUGGAUGCAGCAAAGGGACAAUACCAGAAACUGUUCAAUUAUCAGUUGGAGCUACUUAGAAGCAAUCCAGGGAGCACUGUUGUAGUUAACAGAGAGGUGGGACUGGAUCCACCUGUAAUCAAGAGGAUAUACAUCUGCCUAGAUGCACUUAGGAAAGGGUUUAAGGCUGGAUGUAGGAAAGUAAUAGGACUGGAUGGAUGCUUUUUCAAGGGUGCAACUAAUGGUGAGCUGUUAUGUGCCAUAAGAAGGGAUGCAAACAAUCAAAUGUAUCAUGUUGCUUGGGCUGUGGUAAACAAGGAGAACAACGAAGAAUGGGACUGGUUCAUGGACUUGUUGAGCAGAGACCUACAAGUUGGAGAUGGAGAGGGUUGGUUGUUUAUAUCUGAUCAGCAAAAGGGUAUUCUCAAUGCUUUAGAGAAGUAGGCUCCACAGGCUGAGCACAGAAACUGUGCUAGGCACAUAUAUGUUAACUGGAAGAGGCACUUCAGUGAUAAGAAGUACCAGAAAAAAUUUUGGAAAUGUGCCAAGGCCCCUUGCAGGAUGCUUUUCAACUUGGCUAGGGCAAAACUGGCUCAGCUUACACCUCCAGGUGCACAGGCUAUCCUCAAUACACAUCCACAACACUGGAGCAGGGCUUGGUUUAAGGUAGGCUCAAACUGUGACUCUGUAGACAACAAUAUGUGUGAAUCAUUCAACAAAUGGAUCCUAGAAGCAAGAUUUUUUCCUAUUAUCACAAUGCUAGAAAUAAUUAGGAGGAAAGUGAUGGGUAGGAUCAGUGCACAAAUUAAAAACUCUGCUAGGUAGAACACUGCUAUUUGUCCUGGAAUCUUGAAAAAACUUAAUGUGUACAUUGCUGAGUCAGCCUUUUGCCAUGCCAUAUCAAAUGGAGCUGACAAAUUUGAAGUUAAGCAUAAUGAGAAUAGAUUCACUGUUCAGUUGAACAAAAAAGAAUGUUCAUGUGGAUACUGGCAGUUGGCUGGGUUGCCUUGCCCCCAUGCCAUAUCAUGCAUUUUCUUCAGGACAAACUCUUUAGAUGCAUACAUUGCUGAUUGCUACUCAGUUGCUGCAUUCAAGAAAACCUAUGAGCAUUGCCUAGAGCCAGUUGAGGGCAUGAGCAGCUGGCCUGAGGAUGAAAGGGUACCUCUCAAUGCUCCUGGAUAUAUCAAAAUGCCUGGUAGGCCUAAGACAGAGAGGAGAAGAGAGAGAGGUGAACCUCCUAAACCAACUAAGCUGUCAAAGAUGGGCACAGUCAUUAGGUGCAGGAAGUGCAAGCAAGUUGGUCACAACAGGACCUCUUGUGAUAAACAUCAUGCAGGAGCGACAUCAAACACAGCUCCUCAGCAAGGUAGCAAUCCAGGACACAAUUUGGUUCUAUCAAACACACCCCAAAGUUGUGUCCAGGGUAGGAAAAGGAAGGCUACUUCAACUGCCAACACAACUGCUGUUAGCAUGUCAAGGACACUGGCAACAAAGGAGAAGGUACCUAUGGAGUCCACCCAAGUUGUCAGGGUGAAUGCAAAGGCCAAGAUAUCAACACAGCAAGGUGGAUCAGCAACUCUCAACUUGCAAGCCAUGGUGCCACAAUCACAGGGAUCUUCAAGUGCAUCAAUUUAGAUAACAUCUGGGAAGGCUUAUGUUUCUGUCACUGCUGAAGAGCCACUGAGGAGGUCCAAGAAAACUGAUACUUCAGGUCCAUCCAAGAAGGCCAAAAAAUCAAGUGCUGGAGCACUCCUCGUUAUGCCACCAUGGAAAUCUGACAAACUUUGAGUCAGAUUCCUAUGUAUGUUGCUAUGCCAGACUAUGAAGGCUUAAUUAUCACCUGUGAUGUAAUGGAGCUGACAAUUAGGCUUAAUUAUGUGUGUUGAGCACCAGACUUAAAUGUUUAUGUGUGUGCUGUCAUGUAAUGCCAUACCAUAUGGCCUUUUGCUACAACUAUGUUUCAGUGCCAGACCUGAAUUGGCCUAUGUUCAAUUGUCUGAUUUAAUGGAGUCAUUUGUGCACCUGAGGU
Messenger RNA from Oryza sativa Japonica Group (Japanese rice), 3537 nucleotides. RefSeq lists its product as uncharacterized. The record is from RefSeq and is a predicted model, not a curated record. NCBI's taxonomy places the organism in Eukaryota, Viridiplantae, Streptophyta, Magnoliopsida, Poales, Poaceae.